GCUGGCCGGUCCAGGGCCGGCUGGAGCAACGCCAGGCGAACGUUGGGGAUGCGAGGCAAGGCCAGGGGUGGGUAAGGGAGUGUGUCGGCCGCCACUACUACGGGCUGGGCUGGGUCCUGCUGCAGGAAGGAAUCCACCAGCUCCGGCACCGCGUUGUCAAAGGCCUCAAACUCCCGAAUCAGGACGGUGACUCGGGGACCAGUGGCGGGAGUACGGCGGAGGCCCCGUGCCCGGGAGUUUCUGGGUUGGUGUUGUAGCCACGACACAUAAAAGAAGACUAGGAGGUUGAGGAUGAUGGCGGCCGCCAGGGCAGCCCAGCAGCGGGCUCAGGUGGCUUUCCUCCAGGGCGAGAGGAAAGGCCAAGAGAAUCUUAAGACGGACCUGGUGCGGCGGAUCAAGAUGCUGGAGUAUGCGCUGAAGCAGGAGAGGGCCAAAUAUCAUAAACUGAAGUUUGGGACAGACCUGAAUCAGGGGGAGAAGAAAGCAGAUCUGUCAGAACAAGUCUCCAAUGGCCCUGUGGAGUCGGUCACACUGGAGAACAGCCCGUUGGUGUGGAAGGAGGGGCGACAGCUUCUGCGACAGUACCUGGAAGAGGUGGGCUACACAGAUACCAUCCUGGACAUGCGGUCCAAGCGUGUGCGUUCCCUUCUGGGCCGUUCAAUGGAGCUCAACGGGGCCACUGAGCCUAUCGAGGGGGCUCCCAGGGCUUCACCAGGCCCUGGGGGACUUAGUGGUGGCGAGUCUCUGCUGGUAAAACAGAUCGAGGAACAGAUCAAGAGAAAUGCAGCUGGCAAAGAUGGCAAGGAGCGCCUGGGUGGCUCGGUCCUGGAGCAGAUCCCCUUCCUGCAGAACUGCGAGGACGAGGACAGCGAUGAGGACGAUGAGCUAGACAGCGUUCAGCACAAGAAGCAGCGUGUGAGACUCCCUUCCAAGGCCCUGGUUCCUGAAAUGGAGGAUGAGGAUGAGGAAGAUGACUCAGAAGAUGCCAUCAAUGAGUUUGAUUUCCUGGGCUCAGGAGAAGAUGGAGAGGGGUCUCCAGAUCCUCGACGUUGUGCUGCAGAGGGGAACCCCCAUGAGCUGGAAAGCCGUCGAGUCAAACUCCAGGGAAUUCUUGCUGACCUCCGGGAUGUGGAUGGGCUGCCCCCCAAAGUGACUGUCCCACCUCCUGGCACACCCCAGCCCCGGCCUCAUGAAGGUUCCUUUGGCUUCUCCUCAGACGUCUUCAUCAUGGACACUAUCGGGGGCGGGGAGGUGAGCCUGGGGGACUUGGCAGAUCUCACCGUCACCAAUGACAACGACCUCAGCUGUGAUCUGUCUGACAGCAAAGACGCCUUCAAGAAGACAUGGAACCCCAAGUUUACUCUCCGCUCACACUACGAUGGCAUCCGCUCACUGGCCUUCCACCAUAGCCAGUCAGCACUGCUCACUGCCUCUGAGGAUGGCACACUUAAACUGUGGAACCUGCAGAAGGCAGUUACAGCCAAGAAAAAUGCUGCCCUAGACGUGGAGCCGAUUCAUGCUUUCCGUGCUCACAGGGGCCCCGUGCUGGCAGUCACCGUGGGCAGCAACAGCGAGUACUGUUACAGCGGUGGGGCUGACGCCCGCAUCCACAGCUGGAAGAUUCCGGACCUCAACAUGGACCCAUAUGAUGGCUACGACCCAAGCGUGCUGAGCCACGUCCUGGAAGGCCAUGGGGACGCUGUGUGGGGUCUGGCUUUCAGUCCCACCUCCCAGCGCCUAGCAUCCUGCUCCGCUGAUGGCACCGUCCGCAUCUGGGACCCCAGCAGCAGUGGUCCAAGCUGCCUCUGGACCUUCCCCAUGUCUGGAGAACACGGGAUCCCCACCUCAGUGGCCUUCACCAGCACCGAGCCUGCUCAUGUUGUGGCCUCCUUUCGUUCUGGUGACACCGUUCUUUAUGACUUGGAAGCUGGCAGCGCCCUCCUCACGUUGGAGUCCCGAGGGAGCAGUGGCCCACCACAGAUCAACCAGGUGGUGAGUCACCCCAGUCAGCCCAUCACCAUCACUGCGCACGACGAUAGGGGCAUCCGGUUCCUGGACAACCGCACAGGCAAAUCCGUGCACUCCAUGGUUGCCCACCUGGACGCAGUCACCUGCCUAGCCGUGGACCCCAAUGGCGUGUUCUUGAUGUCAGGAAGUCAUGACUGCUCUCUGCGCUUAUGGAGCCUAGACAACAAGACAUGUGUGCAGGAGAUCACAGCCCACCGCAAGAAGCAUGAGGAGGCCAUCCAUGCAGUGGCCUGCCAUCCCAGCAAGGCCCUUAUCGCCAGUGCUGGUGCUGACGCCCUAGCCAAGGUCUUCGUAUGAUCCCUCCUGGCCUCGCCCUGGCUACACACUGGCAGGGAGCGGGGCCAGGCCAGUGGGGCUGAGGCAGCCCCCAGCCUCCCUUGAGAGGCUCAGAGUCUCGGCCUCUUUCAUCUUCCUGGAGCCUGGUGGUGCUAAUGGCCCUUUCCCCAGGAAUUACCCCUUGAGGAUGGCCUCUGGGGUUUCUGCUCAUGCCCCAGCCCUAAUUCCUGAUAUAGCUGUCUCCUGAGUUUGGCACAGCCAGGGCUGGGUGUCCUUGGGGAUCUGUUUUUUUCCAAGACAAUAGAAGGUGCCAGGCUCCACCCUAGAGUGCCACCCCUCCUUCACCCAUCAGAUGAAGGGCUGUGCUGAGAGAGAGGGGUCUCCUGUGGCCCUCUUGUGUGGGCCCCAGGCUGUCCUCUUGGACCUCAGUCCCUUCCUCCUGCUUCCAACACUAACCAAGCCUCUGGGGCCAGGCCUUCCUGGGGAGGGCCUCCACGCCUCUGGGGCACUCUCCCAGCCACAGGCCCUCCUUGAGAUGUAGAGGGUGGAGUGGGCCCCGGACCCCUAGCUCGCUGUCUAUCUGUAUAAAUGAAUGGGAUUUUAACGGCGCCCACCCCACGUUAUCACUGUGUGAUAGUCCGUCAGUCUUGUCCCAGCUCCACACUUUUGCCUCUAUUUAUUUCACUCUUUAUUUGGGUUCCACCUUGUGCCCUUGGUUCCCCCUUCAGGUUCCUGUUUAUAAGACCCGUCCCUUUUGACCCCAACUUGUACGUGAAAAAACUGUCUCAAUAAACCCUUUGGAGUAA
Peromyscus eremicus (cactus mouse) is the source of this 3110-nucleotide messenger RNA. It is a transcript of the gene Strn4, whose product is annotated as striatin 4. The record is from RefSeq and is a predicted model, not a curated record. Gene Ontology annotation, molecular function: protein phosphatase 2A binding; armadillo repeat domain binding; protein-containing complex binding. The coding region runs from base 292 to 2325 and encodes 677 amino acids. Gene Ontology annotation, cellular component: dendrite. The transcript is spliced from 18 exons. Lineage: Eukaryota; Metazoa; Chordata; Mammalia; Rodentia; Cricetidae.